AUGGAUUUUUUUGCAGGAACUUCCUGGACAGAUAUUUCGGGACAUCUUACUAAGAGUGCCAUACUUCCUGAAGUUUCUGAGAUCAUAAAUGUGAAGCAUAAGAUUAAUCCAAUAUUAAUUAUAUAUGAUUUAUUAUCUAAUACAUGGAAGUAUGGUGCUGAAUUUCCCAACCCCACACCUAGCGGCCUAGGGUUUGCAUGUUGUGCCUCACCUGAUGGAUCCAUUUACAUUGCAGGAGGAUUAGCCAGGUCUGGUCUUUCUCUUGGAAUACGUGAAGCAGUAGUUUACAAAGUAGAUGAAGACAGGUGGGAGAUUCUUCCUAAGAUGUACUAUGGAAUGUACAGCUGUAGGGGUGUUUUUAUUGAAGGAAUGUUUUAUGUCAUUAGUUUACGAAAUCUUGGAUGUCAAAGAUUUGAUCCCAGAACAAGAAAAUGGACAAUGAUGUUUGAUAUGUCUUUGCCUAGUUUAUGCUGUAAGGUUCUCUAUGCGUUUGGAAGACUAAUUGCGUAUGGAAUCGAAGGAAUAAUGCAAUAUGAUUGGGAAGGAAGGAUAUGGAGAGAAUUGGACCCAAUCCCUGGAAACCUUUCUUUCAGAUCUCGUGCCACAGUGUGGUGUGAUCGAAUUUUCUUUUGCGGAAGUUUUUGUAUCCUUCGUAUGUAUAAACCUGGAGCACCUUCCUCUGAGAGGUGGAUUUCUCUUGACGUACCCAACAAUUUUUUGGAAAUGAAUGUCGUAUCUAUUACCACCAUAGAAAUUUAG
This is a messenger RNA of Cryptomeria japonica (Japanese cedar), 759 nucleotides long. RefSeq names its product F-box/kelch-repeat protein At1g26930-like. Gene Ontology annotation, molecular function: protein binding. Lineage: Eukaryota; Viridiplantae; Streptophyta; Pinopsida; Cupressales; Cupressaceae. The record is from RefSeq and is a predicted model, not a curated record. The transcript has 2 exons. Gene Ontology annotation, biological process: negative regulation of cytokinin-activated signaling pathway; regulation of phenylpropanoid metabolic process. Bases 1 to 759 code for a protein of 252 amino acids.